Chaetura pelagica (chimney swift) is the source of this 1377-nucleotide messenger RNA. RefSeq names its product N-acetylated alpha-linked acidic dipeptidase-like 2 (gene NAALADL2). Bases 1 to 1377 code for a protein of 458 amino acids. The record is from RefSeq and is a predicted model, not a curated record. The transcript has 7 exons. NCBI's taxonomy places the organism in Eukaryota, Metazoa, Chordata, Aves, Apodiformes, Apodidae.
AUGCAGGAGGUGUAUGGUAGCAGCACAAGCCCAGCAUAUGAGAAACCAGCUGAGUCUGCCUCAUCUUUAUGUGCUAGUUGUCUGCUGCAUAAAAAGAUGGCCUAUCACAAAGUGAAUGCAGACCAGAGAGCACAGGGGCACUCCCCGUACCUUGACAACGAUGACCUCCAAGCCACAGCACUGGAACUGGAAUGGGACAUGGAAAAAGAGCUGGAGGAACCUGGUUUUGAUCAUUUCCGAUUGGAUGGUGCAAUCCAGCAUCACCGAGGAAACUCACAGAGCCCUGACCUUGAUCUUGAGCCCAUCCAGCCAUCAUCUUCUCCAAAGGGAAGAUUCCAGCGGCUCCAGGAAGACCCUGAGUACAUCUCACACUAUACGAGACAGGCACCAAAGAGCAACCGCUGCAAUUUCUAUCAGAUACUGAAAGUAUUUUGCACUGCUUUGAUUUUAUUUAUUUUUGGAAUUGUAAUAGGAUAUUAUGCACACAAGAAAUGCCUUUCUCCCCCAACAUCUCACGAAGCAAGUAACCUUCAUAUCUACCGUGAAAUUCUCAAGGACAUCAAAGCUGAAAACAUUCAACAGAUUUACAGAGAUUUGUUACAGUUCCCUAGAGAAGAUGAUGUAGACAUUGCAAUGAAAAUUCUGGUUCAAUGGACUUCCCAAAGCCUUGAAGAUGUCCAGGUGGUAAAUUACUCUGUUUUGCUUGACCUACCUGGCUCUUCUUCAAACACAGUAACUCUGAAAAACAGUGGUGAAUGCUUUUAUCCUAGUGGACAACAGUGCAACAGAGAGACCAAAAUGCUACAUGGCCACGACCUUCUCUACUCAUAUGCAGCGUACUCUGCCAAAGGAACUCUUGAGGCUGAGCUUGUUGAUGUGCAGUAUGGGACUGUGGAAGACUUGAUCCGGAUUCAAGCCAUUACAAAUGUGACCAAAAAAAUUGCACUUUUGAAGCUGGGACAAUCACCUUUGCUUUAUAAGCUUUCUCUUUUAGAAGAUGCUGGGUUUGGUGGUGCUCUUCUUUAUGUUGAUCCUUGUGACUUACCAAAGACUACAGAUCUCGCUGACAAAGCUUUUAUGGUUUCAUUGAACAGUGGAGGAGAUCCAUCAACACCAGGUUAUGCCAGUAUUGAUGGAAGUUACAGACAAAAUCGACCGAACCUCACAACACUGUUGGUACAACCAAUUUCUGCAGUGCUUGCCAAAAAACUCAUUUCCUUACCUGAGGAGACUGUCCAAAAUGAUAGGUGUAUACCCCUCCAAAUGCCAGCUACAGGCAAAAAAAUAAUCAGUCUGAAUAUUCAAUCAAUCACAACUUACAAGACAAUUUCUAAUGUUAUUGGAUAUUUAAAAGGAACUGUUUUUCCUGGUAAGUAG